AACACAUAAACUUCCACCGUAGCAUGCAAUGGCAGCUAAAUUUCCCAUCAACUUUUCGGAGCAUUUCUUACAUUUCUCGUGUUCCAGCCUUCCUAGUGAAUUCGAGACCCAUAACACUCGAAUCUCUUCGAAAUCACGAGCAAGACCGGAGAAGAAGCAGCGGUAGCCCCGAUGACAUCGGCCGACCAACUUUCGAUGGCUUGUUUCAUUUUGAUGCCAACCACACCCUUUCCAGUGGGAGAUGGUACCACUCCCCGUUGACCUAUGGUUUCACAUCCACUUCCUCCAUGCCCCCGAAUCUGAAUUCCAACGUGGUUGUUGCCGUCAUCGAUGCGGCAUUCCGAAAAUGGCAAGGUGCUGUCCCUGAGUUCGCGUUCCAAAGGAUAUACCCAGGCGAGAACGCCGAUAUCAAGAUUUCGUUUACUACACUGGACCCUAAGAAUUAUGGUUUUGGUUAUUAUCCACCUGAUGGGAGGCUUUACCUUGAUAUUGACCACACGAUUUGGAGCACUAAAUCUUACCCUGCAGGAAACGAGCUGGAUUUGAUGUCUGGAGCCAUGCAUGAAAUAGGGCACACGCUCGGCCUUGAGCACAGUAGUGAUCGAACUGCAGUCAUGUAUCCUUAUCUUGAUUAUGGAACUAACAAAAGGGAGCUUAGCCAAGAGGACAUCUAUGUAGUACAGUCUUUAUACUACACUUCCCUGUCGCACCUUGAGUUAGCUAAAUCUAUAUAGCUAAUUUCAAGACCUUGGGAAGCUUGAUUUUAUCUUAUUAAAUAAGUGAUUAUCACAUUUAAAAUUAUUAUAAUAAGAAGUGAAGUAUAAGCGUAAAGCUUUUG
Hibiscus syriacus is the source of this 838-nucleotide messenger RNA. RefSeq names its product metalloendoproteinase 1-MMP-like. The coding region runs from base 24 to 734 and encodes 236 amino acids. The record is from RefSeq and is a predicted model, not a curated record. Gene Ontology annotation, molecular function: metalloendopeptidase activity; zinc ion binding. Lineage: Eukaryota; Viridiplantae; Streptophyta; Magnoliopsida; Malvales; Malvaceae. Gene Ontology annotation, biological process: proteolysis; extracellular matrix organization; collagen catabolic process. Gene Ontology annotation, cellular component: extracellular matrix. The transcript is spliced from 2 exons.